Molecule: messenger RNA, 1371 nt
Organism: Chenopodium quinoa (quinoa)
Lineage: Eukaryota; Viridiplantae; Streptophyta; Magnoliopsida; Caryophyllales; Amaranthaceae
Product: serine carboxypeptidase-like 17
Exons: 9
Coding region: 272-1129 (285 amino acids)
Biological process (GO): secondary metabolic process; proteolysis
Molecular function (GO): serine-type carboxypeptidase activity; acyltransferase activity, transferring groups other than amino-acyl groups
Source: RefSeq, a predicted model, not a curated record
AUAUAAGAGAAAUUCUAAAGUAUUCUUAACCCUCAAAAAUCAAAAUUUCAUAUUUGAAAAUGUACAGGAUCACCGAUUACAAAAUAAAUGUAGGAAGACAAAUUAAUCAAGCUUUUUUCAACUUUUUAGUGUGUUCAUCCCAAAAAAACAUAUUUUAAGCUACUAGGGUGUACAUUUAUAAAGUAAUUAUCUAUUAUGAAGUGAUGCAUUAUAUAAAGUAUGGUAGAAGUAUUAAUUUAUCUAUCUUUAUUGUAAAGUAAAGAUACAAUAAAUGUUUAAGGUUGCAAACAUAAUAUUUCUCGAUUCACCUGUUGGUGCUGGAUUUUCCUAUGCAACAAACAAUGCUUAUCUUCCCGGUGAUACAAAUACGGCAAAACAAGCAUAUGAGUUUUUGAAGAAGGGAUAUAUUCUCGGGAAUCCGGUGACUACUAAGUACCUUGAAGACCAAACAAAAGUUGAAUAUGUUCACCGUGUAUCCGUACUAUCCGAUCAAACAUAUGAGUCGGCCAAAGGAAGUUGCCAUGGUGAUUAUCGGCCAAUUGCUGCAAAAGGUAAUGCACAAUGCAAGAAGAGCCUUGAAACUGCAUCAAAGUGCAUUGUUCCAUUAGAAAAUGAAUUUGUCCUUGAAUCGAAAUGCUUCCAUCCAUCACCAGAUAAGUGGUGUCUGCAAUACUAUCAUGGUCGCAUGUCUGAAUUGUGGGCAAAUAACAUUAAUGUCCAAAAAGCUCUUUAUGUUCGAGAGGGAACGAUUAACCAAUGGAUUCGUUGUCGUGGUCACAACAAUGAUGAGUUUAACUACACUCACGAUAUCGAUAGUAGCGUCAGUUUUCAUCAAAAUCUUUCCAUGCACCCUUUCAGGGCACUAAUCUUCAGUGGUGACCAGGAUAUAUGCAUGCCAUAUAUGUUCACGUUGAAAUGGAUGAAGAAGCUAAAUGUCGUUCCAAAUGAUGUUUAUUGGAGUCCUUGGUUUCUUUACGGCCAAGUUGCAGGAUGUGUCACAGAGUAUUCAAAUGACAUCUACAAUUUGACAUUUACUACAAUCAAGGGAGCAGGACAUGUUGCCCCUGACUAUAAGCCGCGAGAAUGUUUAGCAAUGUUUCAAAGAUGGAUCAAAUUUAAUCCUCUAUAAUGAAAAUCAUCUACAUAUCUGUUAUAUAUUUGUUCAUUAAAUUUAAGGAAUUUAUAGAUUUGUACAAUACCUAAAAGGCAUGGAGCUGUAAGGUAGUUUGAUUUUGCACUUUUAACUCUCACAUUGAUUCUAGCUUAGUACUCGUAGUUAUUUAGUAAAUGAGGGCUAAAGUUCAAUUCAUUAUAAUUUUGUUAUGUAACAUUAAUAUGUUCAAUUUUCUCAAAUCGCUUGCUUAAUCAGAA